AUGCGUUUCUUCAACAUUUUCUUAAUUUUUGCUGUUGUAAUUGCUGCAGUUUGUGCUACACCACAUUUAACAGAAAACGAUGGUGAUGAUAUGGUUAUUCAACCAAGAGUAACUUGUGAUAUUAUUGGUGGAGAAUGGGGUGAUCGUGCAUGUGCUGCUCAUUGUAUUGCUAAAGGAUAUCGUGGUGGAUGGUGUGAUGACAGAAAAGUUUGCAACUGCCGUUAA
Molecule: messenger RNA, 225 nt
Organism: Condylostylus longicornis
Lineage: Eukaryota; Metazoa; Arthropoda; Insecta; Diptera; Dolichopodidae
Product: U-Asilidin(12)-Dg3b-like
Exons: 1
Coding region: 1-225 (74 amino acids)
Biological process (GO): defense response to bacterium; humoral immune response
Source: RefSeq, a predicted model, not a curated record